AUGUCAGACAAAGUUUACAUUGUGGCAGCUGCCAGAACACCAAUUGGCUGUUUCCAAGGCAGUCUCUCGUCGAAGACGUAUGUGGAGCUUGGGUCUACAGCAGUUGCUGGAGCCUUGGCUCAAGUGCCAAACUUGAAAGCUUCGGACGUCGAGGAAAUCUUCUUCGGUAAUGUUUUGAGUGGCAAUGUCGGUCAGGCACCAGCGAGACAAGUUGCCCUUUCUGCAGGGUUGAGCAACAGCAUCGUGGCUACCACUGUGAACAAAGUGUGCGCCUCGGGUAUGAAAGCUAUCAUUUGCGGCGCUCAGACCAUCAAGUGUGGGAAUGCAGACGUAGUAGUAGCAGGCGGAGCUGAAUCGAUGACCAACACUCCCUACUACAUGCCAGCGGCUCGUGCGGGCGCCAAGUUCGGCGCCACGACCUUAGUGGACGGCAUCCAGAGAGAUGGCCUUAACGACGCUUAUGACAACCAAGCCAUGGGUGUGCAUGCCGAAAAGUGCGCUCGCGACUACCAGUUCACGCGUGAGCAACAGGACGAUUAUGCUGUUGCAUCAUAUCAAAAGGCUCAAAAGGCUCAAGCAGAGGGCAAAUUCGAACGCGAGGUUGUGCCCGUGACGAUCAAAGGCUUCAGAGGUAAACCUGACACCCUUGUUACCAAGGAUGAGGAACCCUCAAAACUGAACGUGGAGAAACUAAGAUCUGCCAGAACCGUUUUCCAAAGAGAAAAUGGUACUGUUACCGCGCCAAAUGCAUCCCCAAUCAACGAUGGUGGUGCUGCUGUGAUCUUGGUCUCGGAGCGCAAAUUGCAGGAAUUGGGUUUGAAACCGCUCGCGGUCAUCAAAGGCUGGGGUGAAGCCGCGCACGAGCCUGCUGAUUUCACCUGGGCGCCAGCUUUGGCAAUUCCAAAGGCUAUGAAACACUCAGGCAUUGAGUUGGACCAAGUAGAUUUUUUCGAGUUCAACGAAGCGUUUUCCGUCGUUGGCCUUGCAAACCCAAAGAUUCUUGGGAUCCCGCUCGACAAAGUCAAUGCCUACGGUGGCGCCGUUGCCAUCGGUCAUCCACUCGGCUGUUCUGGUGCCAGAAUUGUUGUCACUUUACUAUCCGUUUUGACUCAGGAAAAUGGUAAAAUUGGUGCCGCUGCUAUCUGCAACGGUGGUGGUGGUGCCUCAUCCAUCGUCAUUGAAACUCUAUAA
This is a messenger RNA of Lachancea nothofagi CBS 11611, 1191 nucleotides long. Lineage: Eukaryota; Fungi; Ascomycota; Saccharomycetes; Saccharomycetales; Saccharomycetaceae. The record is from the annotation of a GenBank genome assembly.